Messenger RNA from Metarhizium brunneum ARSEF 3297, 1512 nucleotides. RefSeq names its product 2-aminomuconic semialdehyde dehydrogenase (gene ALDH8A1). The record is from RefSeq and is a predicted model, not a curated record. Gene Ontology annotation, molecular function: oxidoreductase activity, acting on the aldehyde or oxo group of donors, NAD or NADP as acceptor. NCBI's taxonomy places the organism in Eukaryota, Fungi, Ascomycota, Sordariomycetes, Hypocreales, Clavicipitaceae.
AUGGACACGAUCGCAACGCUUUGGAACGCCGACACCCCAGAUGCGGCCGAGGCUCUUCUCCAGACCACCGCCGCCAAACCUCUCCGUCUACAAAAUUUUGUGGCCAACGAAUUCUAUAAAGCCUCCUCAUCCGUCGACGCGCUAGAGUCCUUCAACCCUAGGACCGGCAAGGUACUGGUUCAUGUGCCAUCUAGCUCCGCAGCAGACGUAGACCAGGCCGUCGAUGCGGCAGCCACUGCGUUCCCUUCCUGGUCCCGGACCCCAAGGCAAGAAAGGGCCCGCUUGCUACAGAAAGUCGCCCAUCUAAUCCAAGAGAACAAGAAUCUGCUUGCUGUAUGGGAGAGCAUAGACCAGGGCAAGACGCUGGCUCGGGCAGAAGCCGAGGUUGACAGAGCCGCAACGAACUUCAGCUAUUUUGCCCAGUUUAUUCUCGCUGAGGAAGGGACCGUCCGCUACGUAGACGGCGAGUCACCCGUCAUGGCGUAUGAGCACCGGUCACCAGCGGGCGUGUUCGGCCUCAUCACGCCGUGGAACAUGCCGCUGUACCUGCUGACGUGGAAGAUUGCGCCCUGCCUGGCAUUCGGGUGCGUUGCCGUCGCAAAACCCAGUGAAGUGACGAGCGUCACUGCCUUCUUACUUUGCGAGAUAUUCCGCCAAGCCAAGCUCCCCCCCGGCGUGAUCAACAUGGUGUUUGGCAAAGGGGCCACGGCGGGCUCGGCACUCGUCACGUCUCCCAAAGUCCGCGGGGUUUCAUUCACAGGCGGCGUGGGCACGGGGAUCCGCAUCCGGCAGGAUACGGCUGCCGACGUGGGCAAGCACAUCUCCCUGGAGCUGGGGGGGAAGAAUCCCAACUUGAUCUUUGAGGAUGUCGAGAUGGGCAAGGCGGUCCGUCUCGCGGCCAGGGCUGCUUUCGAAAACAGCGGCCAGAUAUGCCUCUGCGGAUCGAGGAUUUACAUUCACCGCUCUCGAUAUGAGGAGUUUCUACCGGCCUUUGUGGGCUAUGUGAAGCAGAAUUAUAUAUGCGGAGGGACACUAGGGCCCGUGGUUUCGAGGGAGCACUACUCCAAGAUACGGUCUUACCUGGCUUUGGCGCAAAAGGAGUCGGCUACAUUCCACCUGGGUUCUGUUCCUGAAGAGGACCCCCAAGGCGGAUACUGGAUACCCCCCGUGGUAUUGACGGGGCUUUCCCAGGAGAGCCGGGUGAUCCAAGAGGAGAUUUUUGGUCCCGUGGUUACUGUGUCUACGUUUGAGACAGAAGACGAGGCAAUUGCUCUGGCCAACGACAAUGCCAAUGGUCUGGCGGCGGUGGUCAUGACCAACGACGUAUCAAGGAUGCGGCGCGUUGGAGAGCGAAUCGAUGCGGGCUUGGUGUGGGCGAAUUGUUGGCUGGUGAGGGAGUUGGGGACGUCGUUUGGCGGCCUCAAGGCAAGCGGCGUCGGCAGGGAGGGAGGCGUGCACAGCAGAGAGGUGUUUACGAAUCUGAGGACCGUUCACGUGCCUUCAAGUUGGUGA